AUGCGGGACACAUAUGGCACCUCCUCGCUCAGCAGCAGCAGCAACUCCGGCUCCUGUAAGGGCAGCGACAGCAGCCCCACCCCAAGGUAACCCUUGGCUCCUGUAAGGGCAGCAGCAGCAGCACACACACACACACACACACACACACACACACACACACCCCACAAGCGUCCAACAUAAGAGAGAGAAUUGCCUUGCCAACCCAGCAGUGGCCUGCUAAAUAUUAUUAUUAUUAUUAUUAUUAUUAUUAUACCCUGCCCAUCGGCUGGGUUUCCCGCUUCCAACAAAUUAUUAAAAGACAGUAAUGCAUCAAACAUUAAAAGCUUCCCUAAACAGGGCUGCCUUCAGAUGUCUUCUAAAAGUCUGGUAGUUAUAUUUCUCUUUGACAUCUGGUGGGAGGGUGUUCCACAGGGCGGGUGCCACCACCAAGAAGGCCCUCUGCCUGGUUCCCUGUAACUUGGCUUCUCGCAGUGAGGGAACCGCCAGAAGGCCCUCGGAGCUGGACCUCAGUGUCCGGGCUGAAUGAUGGGGGUGGAGACGCUCCUUCAGGUAUACUGAACAGAGGCCAUUUAGGGCUUUAAAGGUCAGCACCAAUACUUUGAUUUGCACUCGGAAACGUACUGGGAGCCAGUGUAGGUCUUUCAAGACCGGUGUUAUGUGGUCUCAGCAGCCGCCCCCAGUCACCAGUCUAGCUGCCGCAUUCUGGAUUAGUUGUAGUUUCCGGGUCACCUUCAAAGGUAGCCCCACGUAGAGCGCAUUGCAGUAGUCCAAGUGAGAGAUAACCAGAGCAUGCACCACUCUGAUGAGACAGUCCACGGGCAGGUAGGGUCUCAGCCUGUCUACCCGAUGGAGCUGGUAGACAGCCGCCCUGGACACAGAAUUAACCUGCGCCAACAUGAACAGCUGUGAGUCCAAAAUGACUCCCAGGCUGCAUACCUGGUCCUUCUGGGGCACAGUUACCCCAUUCAGGACCAGGGAGUCGCCCACACCUACCCACUCCCUGUCCCCCCAAAACAGUACUUCUGUUUUUAAUAAUAAUAAUAUUUUUUUAUUUAAACCAGGCUCAGGGCGGCUAACAACAAAUUUAAAACACUUAAUUGUGACACAACAAAAAAACAGCAUAAAAUACAGUAUAAAAGCAUGAAUAACAAUAAAUUCAAAGUUCUAAAAUCAAUUUAGUGGAAAAUCCACGCAAUAAACAUUAGAUGAUCACCAGGCCUAGCUGGCUAAAUUAGUCCUCUUUGGGCCAGAAAGGAGGCCAGGGGAGAAUUAGCCUCUAGGAUAGCUGCAAGCUGAGCAAGAUAGAGACAUCAUUGUUGCACAUUAGUCCACAGCACCUCUGAAUAUGGAGGGUUCUGCUCAGCUUGGUCUUUGCCAACCUGGCAGCCUCCACAUGUUUUGAACUACAACUCCCAUCAGGCUGAUGGGAGUUGUAGUCCCAAAGGAUGAUCAAGGGUCUGGAAACCAAGCCGUAUGACGAAUGGUUGAAGGAUCUGGAUAUGCCUAGCCUGGAAAAGAGGAGAGAUGUGAUGGCCAUCUCCAAACACCUGUGAAGGUCUGUCGCGUGGAAGCUGGAGCAAGCAUGUUUUCUCCUGCUCUGGAGGGUAGGACUCCAACCAAUGGAUUCAAGUUGCAAGAAAGGAGAUUCUGACUAAACAUCAGGAAGAUAGAUAGAUAAGAUAAAACUUCAUUCGCAUUAGCCAAUGGCCAUAGCAACAGUAAAACAUUACAGUAUACGCAGAAAAGGAAAUUUGAUAUAAAAGCGCAAUUUAAAGUCCUGAAUCAGCAGUCAGUUAGUGGCCCUUAUUCUGAUUGCCCCUGCUAUGAACCUAGCAACCCUUGCUGUUAUCUGCUCAUUUUGAUCUGAUAGAAGGAAGCACAUUGCGGCAGUGGUUGAGUGCCCUGGGAUGGUUAGUACGAGUGGGGUGAUGAUCUCUUUCCUUGGGUCUUUGUAGAGAGUACAGGACAGGAAGACGUGUGCCACGGUUUCAGUGCUGCCAUCUCCACAGGGGCAAAGACGUUUCUCAGGCGGGAUCUUUUGGAAUCGACCCUCAAGUACCGCAGAUGGCAAAAACAUCCAGUCUUGCAAGUGUAGAAGCACGUCCGCAUUUUGGGAUAAUAAGUUUGUGCAGAUAUGGGGCCAGAGAAUCAAAAUGGAGAGGUGGAAAAUGAACAUACCAAGGGGAGAAUUUCCUUAGAGUGGCCAGGUUUUUCUGAAACAUCAAGAAGAACUUUCUGGCAGUAAGAGCUGUUCAACAGUGGAAUGGAGUCCUUCAGAAGGUUCAUUGGAGGUUUUCAAGCAGAGGUUGUAUUGCAGGGGGUUGGACUAGAUGGCCCUUGGGGUCCCUUCCAACUGUGAUUCCAUGAAAACAUUUGAAGGGCACCCUUCUGGCAAAGGCUAAUUUAGCCGUUCUGGCUAAUAGGUAAAGGUAAAGGUACCCCUGCCCGUUCGGGCCAGUCUUGCCAGACUCUAGGGUUGUGCGCUCAUCUCACUCUAGAGGCCGAGAGCCAGCGCUGUCCGCAGACACUUCCGGGUCACGUGGCCAGCGUGACAAGCUGCAUCUGGCGAGCCAGCGCAGCACACGGAAAGCCGUUUACCUUCCCGCUGGUAAGCGGUCCCUAUUUAUCUACUUGCACCCGGGGGUGCUUUCGAACUGCUAGGUUGGCAGGCGCUGGGACCGAGCAACGGGAGCGCACCCCGCCACGGGGAUUCGAACCGCCGACCUGACGAUCGGCAAGUCCUAGGCGCUGAGGUUUUACCCACAGCGCCACCCGCGUCCCUGUGGCUAAUAGCCAUCACCUAACCUCAAGAUGUCCACUAUAACUGGGGAAAUGUAAUUGAUUAGUCCAAUCCUAACCUGGCACCAGUGAUCCAGGUGGGCUGCCAAAUAAUGGCAGAUUUAACUCCUAAUGCAGGUUAAUUAAGGCUGUUCUGCAGCACAGAAGAGUGGCUAGGAAGCAACUGGAGGGUAGUCUGCCUGUACUCUUUUAUUGCAUGCUUAUGAGUGGAAGGAACUACCGUAUUUUUCGCUCUAUAAGACGCACCAGACCACAAGACGCACCUAGUUUUUGGAGGAGGAAAACAAGGAAGAAAAAAAAAUUCUCAGAAGCCAGAACAGCAAGAGGGAUCGCUAUGCAGUGAAAGCAGCAGUCCCUCUUGCUGUUCUGGCUUCUGGGAUAGGUGCACAGCCUGCAUUCGCUCCGUAAGACGCACACACAUUUCCCCUUACUUUUUAGGAGGGAAAAAGUGAGUCUUAUAGAGCAAAAAAUACGGUACAUGUCUAACUAUAUUUGUAAGCAACUGUGAAUAUGAAUUCAGCUGCUGAUAAUAAGGCUGGACCUGUGAAUGAACCCCAAAUAAAUAAAUAAACCCCAUAAAAAGGGGUUGGAUUCUGUCUUUAAAAGUAGCUGUUUCAAAAGAGCAGUACUGCAGUAUGUGCAGACUAAUUCUGAACUCAGUUGAAAUGAGGGCAGUUACACACUGCUAAAACUGGGGCCUAACGUAGGUCCCUUGAUACAGGGUUUCAGAAGUGAUCAAAUUCACCAUUAGUGUGGAAGGGCAAGAAAGUUUCCAACAGAUUUCAUAGAUAGAUAGAUAGAUAGAUAGAUAGAUAGAUAGAUAGAUAGAUAUUGCAAUUGCUCUUAUGCACCUGUCCUUUGCAUACAACCUAUGUAUUGAGACCUGGGAUUAAAAUAUAAAUAAAUACGGAUUGUAUUUCAGGAACCUUAAAAAUUAAGUCCAAUGUUGCAAUAGUAAAAAGGAAAGGAAAGGAAAGGAAAAGGAUCCAUUCAACAGAAACUUUGUGAAGGUCACCAGUUAUUGCAGCUGCAAAUGGAAUAGUGCUCUAAGGAUGUACUUUCACGUUAUACAUUUUUGGCAGUGUCCUGUCCUCAGCUCCUGCUUCCCCCAUCUAUAACAUCCAGCCCAGCCUACCUGACAUCAUGAUGAUGUAUGUCCUCCCUGCCAUCACAUUCCCUGCUCCGCAUCAUUGGCAGGACCAGGGAGCCACGCAUAAGCAUAUAUAUCGUAUUUUUUGCUCUGUAGGACGCACUUUUCCCCCUCCAAAAAUUAAGGGGAAAUGUGUGUGUGUGUUAUGGAGCGAAUGCAGGCUCCUUGGCUUCAGCGAUAGCAACGCAAAGUCUCCAAAGCGCAGAGGGACUGCUCCCUCUGCGCUCCGGAGGCUUCGCGUUGCUUUCGCUGAAGCCAGGAGAGUCUAUCCCUGAAGCCUGGAGAGCGAGAGGGGUCGGUGCGCACCGAUCCCUCUCGCUCUCCAGGCUUCAGGAAUAGCCGCCUAAAGCCUUUGGAGCGCAGUGGCUAUCCCUGAAGCCUUUGGAGCACAGCAGGACCUCGUGCUGCGCUCCAAAGGCUUUGGGUUCCUUUUGCUGAAGCCAGGAGAGCAAGACUCUCCUGGCUUCAGCAGAGAAGGAGAGCUGUGCAGCGCCCCUUCAGCGAAGCGGGAGGAGAAAUGGAAGGGGCUCCAUUUCUCCUGCCACUUCACUGAAGGGGCGCUGAGCAGAGAGGGGGAGAAUAUUUUUUUUCUUGUUCUCCCCCUCUAAAACAAGGUGCGUCCUAUGGUCGGGUGCGUCCUAUAGAGUGAAAAAUACGCUAUAUGUUUUUAUGAGCCUGCAAUCUUUGUAACAUAUAUUUCCACUGCAAGUUCGUAACAUUGGACUUGAUCCCAUUUAAUAAUAAUAAUAAUAACCUAUAAUAUUGAAUCAGAUUCAGUAGUACUGGGGCCAUCCUUCUUGGGAGUCCGGGCCUCAUUCCCAGUACAGUUCUGAAAGGCUAAACUCUCAUCUUACCAAAAGGGUCCUCUGCUGCCAUUACGUUUGAAGGCAAUCCUUUUGAGCUCUCUGGGAAGGAAGGAGGAGGUGUGAACUGGCAUAGAGAUGGACCAAAUUAAGGAAGAUAGGCCAGGUCCCAGAUUCCUAACUCUACACUCAGGAUUACACAUAGACUUCUCCAGGUUUUGUAGUGGGAAGAGGAUGGCAAAGACUUGUGCUGCUGUCCUAAUUACUCUUUCUUUAUCAUUGUAGACACUGAGCAUUUAGGAAGCAAGUAUAAAUGUGGACAGGAAAUCUAGAGACAGCAUCAGUCCCGCACUCCAGUGUUCUUGAAAGCGGCCGAUCAGCUGGGAAACUUUUAGCCACCUGUUCAAACCAGGCUUAAACUCAUCCUCUGCCCUUUCACUGGCUGUAUUCAAAACUUGCCAGGCAGGCAAGACACUGGCUUCAACCCUGACAGUAGCAGAUAGAUGCGGGUGGCGCUGUGGGUUAAACCACAGAGCCUAGGACUUGCCCAUCAGAAGGUCGGCGGUUUGAAUCCCCGCAACGGGGUGAGCUCCUGUUGCUCGGUCCCUGCUCCUGCUAACCUAGCAGUUCGAAAGCACAUCAAAGUGCAAGUAGAUAAAUAGGUACCACUCCGGCGAGAAGGGAAACGGCAUUUCCGUGCACUGCUCUGGUUCUUCAGAAGCGGCUUAGUCAUGCUGGCCACAUGACCCAGAAGCUGGACGCUGGCUCCCUCGGCCAAUAAAGCGAGAUGAGCACCGCAACCCCAGAGUCGGCCACGACUGGACCUAAUGGUCAGGGGUCCCUUUACCUUUGAAUAAUUAAGCUGCACAAAACCCCACUUAAUUAUUUACUUUAGUCAUUUCUAACCUGCCCUGGGGAGAAAAUUUCUUUGAAAGGUGGAGGUAGAAAUGUCUAAAAUAAACCAAUUAAAACGUAGGCUUUUGUACAGCUUGACAGCUAAGUACACAUCAUGGAAUCAAUAUACACGUAAUAAAGCAAUCAUACAAUUCAAAAACCAACAGUAGACUAAUGCAGGUUACUGUUAAAAAAUCAAGGAUAUAAAAUAUCAUGGUUAAAAUGCCAGGUCAAGGUGGGGAGAGAUAGGAAACAGACACACUUCUCUGGGCAAAACAUUUUAACACUGGAAAAAAUAAACUUCCCCUCAUUGACACUGAUAGGAUCUGGGCCCCUGCCACUGCCUAAGCUCUGGGGAGCUGUUUUUUUGUGGGGGUUUUCUACAGCAGAAUAUUACUGUACAACAAAUUUAUUUUUAACUUAUUUUAGCUAUGUAUUUAUGAUCCCCCAUUACUCCCCAAAGGCCGAAAGCUAACCAAGAUCAGUGGUUAUGGAUAAAUACAGAAAGGGUGCUGGGUACUGCAAAGUACUAGGGUUUGGCAAAUCGACACAAUGCCAAGGGUCUUGCAAGCGUAAAGAAGUGUCUUUCGUCUUAAAUGUCUGUCUGAUUUCCCCCUCUGCUGCUCUUCUCUGUUUCUUCAUUUGCUACAGUCGUUAGUCUGCUAUAUCUCCACAUUACUCCAUCCUGGGCAAGAGGCAGCGCUAAAGCAUCCUUUGCACAGGGUCAUUGCUCUCCUCUGUUCUUGCUUGGCUUUGGAAGAGAAAUCUGGAGAAAGGAGCAGAAAAAUCUGAGCUCAAAACGUGCGCAGUUACCGUAUUUUUCGCUCCAUAAGAUGCACUUUUCCCCUCUUAAAAUCUAAGGGGAAAUGUCUGUGCGUCUUAUGGAGUGAAUGUGUGGUCCCUGGGGCUGGGGUGGGGGUCCAGGCUUCCCCUGCCAGCCCCGACCUGUUCUUUGGGGCCGGCGGUGGGGGAAAACGCUUCUGGAGUAGCCCGUGAAGCCUCCGCAGGGCAGCGGGGAGCCUUCAUCCCACUGCCCUGGGGAGGCUUCGCGCGGCUAUCCCUGGCUUUUGCGGGAGGUGGGGGAAGGGACAGAGCGAGGCUUUCUCACUUCCCCCACCUCCUGCAAAAGCCCCCAAGAGCCGCAUAUUUUUUUUCUUGAAUUCCCCCCCCCCCCAAAAAAGUAGGUGCGCCUUAUGGUCAGGUGUGCCUUAUGGAGCGAAAAAUACGGUAACUUAGCAGUGUCAACAUAGGCAGCACUGUCCUGAGUUUCUGAAGCUUAAAAGGUGAACCCCAAGGUGCUUGCAGUCUAAUUUUCAGCCAUGGGAGAGAGAACAAGAGAGUGAGUGUGAGAAAGGGAGGAGAUGCAAUCAUGUGCUCUGAACCUUCCACGGACCAGGAAGGGAAAUCUCCCUUUGGACCCUGGGCAGUUCCAAGGCUCUGAUGAACUUUCCUGUCUUUUCAGGCGCCCAGUCAAGUACCUGCUGUGCAGCGACAACCAUGGGAUCAAGCCCCCGACCCCCGAGCAGUACCUCACCCCCCUCCAGCAGAAGGAGGUCUGCAUUCGACACCUCAGGGCCAGGCUGAAAGACACGCACGAGAGGCUGCAGGACAGGUCAGUAUUUGGGGGCUCUUGCAUCUGGGGUGGAGGAAUUUGAGGCUCGGCAUUCCCCUGAACAUACUAGGCCAGGCAAGCAGCAGUCAGCCUUGCGGGCUGCUCAGAACUGCACUAGGUGGAACUUUUCAGGCACUAAUGAUAAUAAGACUAUAAUAGCUGGCUUCAUGGGAACGACGCACCUUCCUGAGAUUUGCUGUGGAAGUGGCUCCUUGCCAGUGCUGAAGAUUCAGCUGCAAAUUUAGCCAGCUUCGUGCGCUUCACCUCAGGCAGCAAACCCUAACCCUUACUCACAGGUAAGUGUGCAUAGGAUUGCUGCCUAAGAGAAGCAGAUAAAGGUAACUUUGCUGAAUGUAUACAGUCUACUCACAGAAUUUAACUUUCACUCUAUAUCAGGGGUAGUCAACCUUUUUAUACCUAUCGCCCACUAAUGCAUCUUUCUUGAUGGUACAAUUUCCUUACCGCCCUCCAGGGCUCGAUGGAAGGAGGACUCAGCUUGUGCAGUAGAAUAGAAUAGAAUAGAAUAGAAUAGAAUUUAUUAUUUAUACUCCACCCAUCUGGCUGGGUUUCCCCAGCCACUCUGGGCGGCUUCCAAUAAAGUAUUAAAAUACAGUAGUCUGUUAAACAUUAAAAGCUUCCCUAAAGAGGGCUGCCUUCAAAUGUCUUCUAAAAGUCUGGUAGUUGUUGUUCUCUUUGACAUCUGGUGGGAGGGCGUUCCACAGGGCGGGUGCGACCACUGAGAAGGCCCUCUCUGCCCGGUUCCCUGUAGCCUCACUUCUCGCAAUGAGGGAACCGCCAGAAGGCCCUCGGCGCUGGACCUCAGUGUCCAGGCAGAACGAUGGGGGUGAAGACGCUCCUUCAGGCAUACUGGGCCAAGGCCAUUUACAGCUUGAAAGGUCAGCACCAACACUUUGAAUUGUGCUUGGAAACAUACUGGGAGCCAAUGUAGGUCUUUCAAGACCAGUGUUAUGUGGUCUCGGCUGCUGCUCCCAGUCACCAGUCUAGCUGCCGCAUUCUGGAUUAGUUGUAGUUUCCGGGUCACCUGCAAAGGUAGCCCCAAGUAGAGCGCAUUGCAGUAGUCGAAAAGGGAGAUAACCAGAGCAUGCACCACUCUGGCGAGACAGUCUGUUGCAGAGCUAGCAAGGGCAGUGACCGUCUGCUUGUCCGUCUGCUACAGGGAUGCAGAGAUUGACGACCUGAAGACGCAGCUCUCCAGGAUGCAGGAGGACUGGAUCGAGGAGGAGUGCCACCGCGUGGAGGCCCAGCUGGCGCUGAAGGAGGCCCGGAAGGAGAUCAAGCAGCUGAAGCAAGUCAUCGACACCGUCAAGAACAACCUGAUGGAGAAAGACAAAGGGCUCCAAAAGUACUUUGUGGACAUCAACAUUCAGAACAAGAAGCUGGAGACCCUGCUGCACUGCAUGGAGGUCGCCCAGGAUGGGACGGUCAAAGAAGAGGGGGCUGCCGAGUCCGCGGGGGGCUCUCCGGCCCGCUCCCUCACCCGCAGCUCCACCUACACCAAGCUGAGCGACCAAGGAGCCGCCGACAGGAACCUGGGCGGCUCCCAGAUCUCAGUGGAAGAAGCGGCCUGUGACAGCGGCUUUGUGGCCGCGGACGACUCCUUGAGCCGGACGGACUUGCUGGACCAGAGCAGCCUCCUGUCUUCGGGGGUGGAGUGCGGCACAGAUGACACCUCCCUGCAGACCAACUUCACCCUGGGGUCCCGGGUGCCCACCAGCUCCACGUACGAGAAGCUGAUGGGGUCUCAGCACAGCGUCGAGGCCGCGGUUCAGGCCAGCUGCAUGCAGGAGCAAGCCAUACAGACGGACUUUGUGCAGUACCAGCCGGAUCUUGAUACCAUCCUAGAGAAGGUGAUGAAAUCCCAGGCUUGCAGCCUGGCCAGCCCCACCUCCGUGUGGGUGUCUGAAAUGGAGGAGGCGGCCGAGCCGCGGAGCUUGGAGAUCCAGGGCCAGAGCCUUCCUGGGGGGGCCACGGACAUGGCAGCUGCUGAUCCCAGCUCAGCAGUGUCGAUCAGCGCAGUAGAGGAGGGAGAGAACGCUACUGAGCAAGCAGCUUCGCCAAGCCCAGUGGCCAACAGCCCAACCGUGCGCCAGCCUUCUAGCGCCAGCCAGUCGGUGAGCGUCGUGUGCGCCCCAGAAGAAGAAGAAGAAGAAGAAGCUGAACCAGGCCAGGAGCUCAUAGCAGCAGCAGCGGCGGAGCCUCAAACUUACUGGAGCCGCCACUUCAUCGUGGAUCUCCUGGCUGUGGUGGUGCCGGCAGUGCCUACGGUCGCCUGGCUGUGCCGCUCGCAGAGGAGGCAGGGCCAGCCCAUCUACAACAUUAGCUCGCUCCUGCGGGGCUGCUGCACGGUCGCCCUGCACUCCAUCCGCAAGAUCAGCUGCCGCUCCGUCACCAACACCAGCAGCUCCUGCUCCCAGCCAUGA
Podarcis lilfordi (Lilford's wall lizard) is the source of this 9699-nucleotide messenger RNA. Lineage: Eukaryota; Metazoa; Chordata; Lepidosauria; Squamata; Lacertidae. The record is from the annotation of a GenBank genome assembly.